CUCCUUACGUCCGCAACCCCGCGCAACAUCGCUUGGAAAAAGUUCUAGAACACUCGUUUUUUUCCCCCCUCGUCCUUUCCUUCGAUUCCCUCUCCUCUUACGAGUGAAAGAAUCUUUCUCGUCGUUUCUAUUCUACAAGAUCGUGCAAGAGAAACGUAGCAAAUGAUAAUGAAUUUCUUACGAUGGUCGAAACGCCUCCUUCGAAAACGUUGUUCUCUCUUUCGAGCAAGGAUAUCGAUUGGUGGAAACGAGAAAGAAGAUUGAACGAUUGAACGAACGGUGAUUCUUCUCGAAGUGACACGUUUUUGAAGAAGAAAUUUUGAAACUUUAAGGAAAAAGAGAAAUAAAAAUUGGAAUUUUCGUGAUAUAAUAUUUCAGGUUAAGUUUGAAGAUAAAGGUUAAGAAUAUUUCAUGAGCUUUUCUUCGAAGAUUUAAGAAGGUUGAAGCAAACGAAUUCUCGGGGAAAUAAAAUUUCCUUCUGGUAGUGGGAUAAAUUCUAUUUCUGGUGGAAGUAUACUAUUUUCGAAGAUUUUCUAUUUUCGUCCGACACGUUCAAUCUUACGCAAUUGAAGGUGAAAACUGGACGUGCAAGUUGAAUCGAACGUUAACCGAGAAUCGAUCGUUCAAAAUGUACGUUGACGAGUUUCUGGCGCGAAUCACGAGUCGAGAUUGCUCUCUUCUUAAAAUUCUGCGAAUGGCAUCCUCGUCGUCGAAGACGAGAAUCCUAGUGUGAUUCGGUUUAGGAAUCGUUCGAAUAAGAGUUGGAGGUCGAUCCGUCUAAAGAUAGUGGUUCGAAGGUCUCCGCGAAGGAAUUUGGGAGCCAUUUUGGGAAGUUGAGACGAGGGAAGAAUCAAAAUAGGAGGGGGAGGGAAAUAAAAUUGAAUAUUAAAGUUGAUAGAAGAAACUGCCAAAGAAGUAUUAAAUAUUAAGUGGAAGAAGAAGAAAAAAAAAAAGGCUCGAAGAAAUACUCUCGUUGGUAAUUGGUCGUAGCCACUUUUCGAGAAGUGUAUCGAAGUGGAACUCGAAGGAAAAAACUAACAGGAGCAUCAUUUAACGUUGUCUAAGGAACGCGCGCCGCUCGAGUGUACUUUGAUGCGAUGAAUCAACCGAGGUCGAAAUAAAAAGGAAGUUAUCGAAACGAACGUUCGAAGAGUCUUGUUAACGAAGGAAUAAUGCCACCUUUCAUGCCUUCCUUUCGUUACAUUCCCAUCCCGUAGCCUGUACCUUUCUUUUCUUCGAAGAUUCAAUCGAUCAAACCAACACGUGUCCUAUUCUCGAGUAAAAUCAAAAUCGAGAAAUUACUCGAGAUUAUCAUCCAAGAAGAUCUUGGAAAAUAUUUCAACGAUUCGUACACGCUACUAAGACGAGGAAAGGAUGGAUGUUUUAAGAAGGAAUAUCGAUCGAUUAUCGAGUAGAAUCUAAAGAUAGAGGAUCAAGAGCGGGGAAGGGUUUUCUCGCGGCAAGAGGUCAGCAUGGCAGUCGACAACCCCUCGUACUUCUCGUUGUCGAGCGGGGCGUCGUCGUCGUCGUCGUCCGCGCCGGCAACGAGCGCCGUCGCCUUCUCGCCCCCCUCGAAGCCCGGCUUGACGGCGCUGUUCCGUCGGCGCGCCUGCAAAACGGCAACAGGGGAGGGCGGCGGCAACAGGGGCAACGGCUCGGAGGAGCGGAGCGCAGCGCCGAGGAGCAGCCCGAGCCCGCACUGCAACGGACCCCAGGGGGGCGCCUGCGCAAACCAGAGGAGGAGCUUCAGGAGUUUGUUCAGGUCCGUGAGCGCCAACGCGGACCCGGAGAGGACCCAACAGUUCCUCAAGGGCGACCCAAGGCCGUCCGACGUCGCCCCACCCUCGCCCUACCUGCCCCACAGAUCGCACUCGCACUCGGAGAACGACAAGAGGAGGCCAGGGCGGAGCAGGGGGGCGUUGAAGUCGGCCAGCGAGCUUUUGUCCAACGAUAUGGUGUAUUGCGGGUUGGCGAGGGAUAAUCACGGGGACGAGGAGGAGGACGAGGAGGAGGGAGGGGGAGGGGUGGAAGGAGAAGGAGAGGAAGAUCGGGAGUCGAACGAGGUGUUCGUAGGCGUGGACGAUGCCAGGUAUUACAAUCUCUCGUCCAGUAUACCAGGAACGGGUCGAAGAAGACACUCGAUCAGCACUUUCUUGGGCAAGGAGCGAGGCUCUUGUUCUAACAGGCUCGAAAACGUGUCGAGGAAACAGCAGAGCUCGGCCGGUUUGGCGGAGCCUGACGCGAUGGCGCCACCUGUGCCGACGGUUGACAGUGUGGACGGGGAGGAGCGGAGGCCGAGGUCCUGCAGCAGAUCCAGGCGCAGGAGGCAUCGAAGCGCUUCGAGCAAAGGUUCUCGUUCAGCAACCGGGCUAUCAAAGAUCGAUUCGCAUCCCGAAGAUGACGUGCUUUUUGUAUCGAGCAAAGACAGCGAAAUUUCAAGCCUGUGGGUCAAUUAUCUCACCGCUUGUUUCGAGCAGAUCAGUAGGCAACAGGGCCGGCCGCCUUUCAAAGUUCGUCACGUGACGGUGGAAGAAUCGAUACAAGCCGGCACCGAGGAGAGGAUUCGAUCGGCGCGUUUGCAGAUCGUUGUCGUGUGUCCAAUAUUGUUGGAACGAAUUCAAAAUCGUCCGGAACACGCGACGAAUCUCUCCAGACAAUUGAUCACCGACAAAGUGCUCGCGAUGAUGUUAGGUGUACACGAUAACCACAUCAGCGAGCUUCACAAAUCGAUUCUGGUCUCGUAUAAUCAAUGGAGGAAAUUCUUCGUGAAAGACCAGGACGAGACGUUUGUUGGUGAAUUAUUGGGUGCAGCUAUUGGAAUUCUUGGUACCACGCCACCUCCUGCAUUGAGAAGCGACAAAACGGCGUUUUCGGUUCAUCCGAAGAAAGUGAAGUUGGGUCACAAUCGGAUAAUAGCGUUGCUGAAUGAUCCCUUACGACCCGAGGAUAACGUGUCGGUGAUCGUGGAUCGUUGCGGCGAAGCGAUCGACAUCGCCCACGUGAAACGAAGGAAUCCCUACGCCUUGCAAUUCUCCAUUCCUGACAGAUGUUUGGAAGUGUCGAUGCUGGUCGGUGUUCGUAUAUCGAAGAACGGUUGUCCGUUGGGUGUGAGGCAGGUGAAGUGCGAGAGUAGGCUCAGGGAACUCGAUCAGAUCCUCAGGGCUCACGACAAUCCCUUAGAAUUCAUGUGUCAGACAUUCGGCUUCAAUCCUGGUGACAGGGAACAAUUGGAUAAUUGGAUGGUCCACGCGUUUCAACGAAACGUUCCACCGCAUUUCAACCUCCUAUCCACACCCAGUGGAGUGGUCUCUUCUCAGAAAGUCCAUUCGAGUCCUGAAGAAAAUCCGACGUUGCUACACUUUGCCGCCCGUUUCGGUCUGGAACGAUUAGCUUGGCAAUUAUUGGAGUGUCCAGGCGGUGAUAUAGCAUGCGACCUGAGGAACGUGUCGGAACUCACUCCUGCAGAUCUUGCGGAGCAAGCGGGACACGCGAGACUUGCGCAUCAGCUUCGUGGCUACAUGCAAAUGAACGAGUUCACUAACAUGUACAGCUACUUGAAAGUGAUCAGCGAGACCACGACGGAUCAAGCGGCAAGUACGGAACCAUCAACGACUAACACAAUAAAUGAAACCAAUAACGACAAGGAAGAUUAUUGUCGUCCACGACCUUUGAGCGAAGCUUAUUCAGUACCACCGGCCGCAAGACCAAUAACGUCCAUAAUCUUGCCAGGUCAAUUACCAGUAACCACUAGUAACCCCAUUGAAGCGAAUUACUCGAUCGUACCAGCACCAACUCCAGUCAUCGUCAACCCAUCAACACCGACAUCGACGUCGACCAUUACGAAUGGCCUUGAACUUUCUCUUCAAGGUUACAUGAAAAUGCAUCCAGCUGGUUCCAAAACACCAACAUCGAAUAUACCAAAUCAGCAACCAUCCCGAACAGGGACGCCUACGCAGAAUCGUCCAGAUUCUCAUCCCGUGGCUGCUCGAGAGGAGAACAGUCAAUCUUCCUGCUCUUAUGGAAGAACGACUUCCAAUUGCAGCAGUGUGAAAUCGAGGGAGCCGUCCGGACCUCAGGACGAGUUAUUAGAGAUCAUAAAUGACUUCAAGAAUAACGUGUUCACGAUAACAGAAGUGGAGAGAUUGGUUGAGAAUUGGAGGAAUCGUAACGACGUUCAGCAAAGCUUCAAAGACAAACAGAGGCAGCUCACUGCGAUGAGAGAAGAGUAUGAAAGGAUACAGAAAAGAAUGAAAGAAGAGAUGAAGGCUCCAACACCUUUUGAUAGAAUUAAGAAAUUCUUUUCUAAAGGAAAGAAAGAUUCAAAAGAUUCUUCGAAUGGAAGUGACGAUUCUUCUUCAACCAGCAAAACAGAGAAUGUUAAUGGCGCACUGGCCGAUCGCAGACCAGUUAGUAGUUUAAGUCUGCGUAGCGUUUCAAGCUCCUCUUCGUCUGGUAGAAUGAGUACUGCUAGCGGAUGUAGCGGAACUAGUUUAGGCGACAGUGGAACUCAUUCUGAUACCGAGGACCGUCGGUUACAAAAUGUCAGAGAAGACAAACCGAGUGUGAUGUCGUAUGAAAUACCACCAACUCCAAAACCAUUCACUGGAAGAUAUUCACCGGCGCUUAGAUAUUCUCCCUCUCCUCGUUCCUCGACUGGAAACGAUCUUGAUCUGAGACCAUCGCAGACAUCAUCAAGGACUGAGGAUACUGAAUAUUACAUCGCCUUUCCACCUUCGGGAUUACCCAUCCAUUCUUUCAAGACAGAGACUUCUCUGAAGGAACCAAAAACACCAAACUCCCCCUGUGAUCAUCCCAAGUACCUGGAUAUGAUACAAAAUUCAUCUCCAGCAACAACUGAUAUCUUAGAAUCAGACGCAUCUUCUAGACAUCCUGGCAACAGUUAUGCAAACAUAGACCCUACUACGUUGAACUCCGCGCCAGUACCGCCAGCUGGCAUUCCUACAAAUUACGUGAACGUGAGACCCGCUUGCGUCACUUCGUUUCAAGAAACUAUCCAAGGUCAUCAGAUCGAGAGACACUCGCUCGAAUCAAGUCACAUGUGCGAAACUUCAAAAAACUCGUUCAAGGUCGAGACAUCCAAUAAUGGACAAAGUCAAGAUCAUAUCAUGAAUGAAGCCCAAAGUAAAAAUAAUCAAGGUCAUGUUGCGAAUGAAGUCGAAAGUAAAAGCAAUGAGGAAUACGUGGAAACAAAUUUGAUGAAUAAUUCGGAGGACAUGGAUGUGCCAGAUAUCGGUAAACUACCGGAAUAUAUGAAUGUCGAUGUUCCUCAGGAUCACAAAGCCGAUAUAACGAACAUGCCUGCACCUCCCGUUCCACCAAGAGUCAUCGCAAAAAAAUAAAAGGAAAAAAUGAAUACUACAAAUGAAAGCAUUUGCUUUUUGUUCCCGGAAAACCUUAACAAAUGGAUCAACUGAAGUGCUCUCGACAAUCAUUUUUAUUGGAAUAUAACUUCAAAUACUAAAAUGUGUCCUUCGUAAUCGUUAGUAUUAGUAAUAUAUUUAAAUGUAAAUUGUUCGUUUCAAGAUGAUUCGUAUUGGGAAGAAUCUGUAAAAUGUCUUGAAUCUAUAUUCGAAACGCGGCAUGUACAUUUUUUUUUCUUUUUUUCCAAUACUUGGUAAAGCAUGAUUUCAUCUGUAGAUUAUUUUGUGUUAUUGUGUUAUAAUUAACAUAUGUCUAUUAUUAUUCGUUAUUAUUUUUAAACUGCCUCGAAUGCAUUGCGAGAAUAAAAUCGAUGCAUAAAUUAGUUAUUAAUUUGUUGUUGUUAUUAAUACCUAA
This is a messenger RNA of Apis laboriosa (Himalayan honeybee), 5796 nucleotides long. RefSeq names its product phosphoinositide 3-kinase adapter protein 1 (gene stumps). The coding region runs from base 1473 to 5360 and encodes 1295 amino acids. Gene Ontology annotation, molecular function: transmembrane receptor protein tyrosine kinase adaptor activity; fibroblast growth factor receptor binding. Gene Ontology annotation, cellular component: cytosol. Lineage: Eukaryota; Metazoa; Arthropoda; Insecta; Hymenoptera; Apidae. The record is from RefSeq and is a predicted model, not a curated record. The transcript has 18 exons.